Messenger RNA from Blepharisma stoltei, 1536 nucleotides. Lineage: Eukaryota; Ciliophora; Heterotrichea; Heterotrichida; Blepharismidae. The record is from the annotation of a GenBank genome assembly.
AUGAUGUCUAAUCUAAGCUAUAAGCAAGGCUACAUCAAAUUCACUUUGGAGAAUGAUUCACAAAUUCCUAUAAUUUCAAGCUGCUUACGUUCUGCUGCUUACUAUGUCCUUGAAGAAGUUGUUUGUGAUUUAAGCUUACCUGAGCCAUAUCUGAAUGAUUGAAGCAAGAUAUUCUCUGUCUUGGUGAAUAUAUAUUCUUCUUCUUAUUCGCCUUUAGAACCUAAAAUUAUAAUAAUUCUUCCUCAAUUAUUUGGAGAAAUAUCGAGGAAAAAUAUUCUUGACACUGCAGACUUGAUCUUUAGUUAUGAAUCUUUAUCUGAUAUUAUUACCGAACAUUUGUGUGAACCUCAUAGUUACACUUUUUUUGAAAUCCCUCACACUGAACCUAUUUCAAUGCCCAUUCUCAGCUCAAAUCUAUCUGCAAAUGUUAUGGAUGCUUAUGAUUACUCUGUUCUGGGUGGCACAUUUGAUCACCUUCAUCCUGGACAUAUGCUGCUUCUUACAGCUGCGGCUAUUUUUAGCAAGAAGUUAAUAGGAAUCGGGAUAACUAAAGAGUCAUUGCUAAUAAAUAAGCAAGGGAAAGAAUGCCUUCAAUCAUUUGAUUAUAGAUGUGAAUCUGUAAAAUCAUUUUUGAAGAAAAUUUCUCCUUCAGUUGAAGUCGACACUUUUGAGCUUUUUGACCCUGUUGGGCCUUCAGGUACAAACCCAAUUUACCAGGUCGUCAUUUUAACUGAAGAGGUAGAAAAAGCAUUUGAAUUAAUCAAUAAAGCUAGAGAAACAAAUGGCUUAAACAAACUAGAAAAAGUUGUGAUUAGCUUAUUGACUGAAUCUCACAAUAAAGCUGGCAGCACACAGAUAAGAAACCAAAUUAUAGAAUCUUCGAGAGGCAGAUAUUGCUUUCUGAAAGAAAGAUGAUACAACCUCUGCAAAAAGCUGGGGAUAGAAAACAGGAAAAUAGAAUAUUGGUGGGAAAUGGUAUCCAGCCAAUAUAAUAGAAAAUUUCGAUACUAUCAUACAUUAAACCAUAUAUAUCAAAUGUAUUCCCUCCUCGAUAACUAUUCUAACAAUUACUCACAAAUUCUUGAGCUCAGCAUUUGGUUUCAUGAUGUAAUUUAUUAUGCUGAUUAUAAAGGAUUUCAUGAUGACAGAAAUAAUGAGGUAAAAAGCAAAGAUUUGUUUAUCAAUUUUUGUAAGGAUUGCGGAAUAAAUGAAUGCUAUAGCAAAGUGGAAAGCUAUAUUUUGGCAACAAUCACACAUAGACCUGAAACGACUGAGGAAGAAGAAUUAAUUUUUUUGGAUUUGGAUAUGUCGAUUCUUGGAGCAAGUGAAGAGACUUACAAUGAAUAUUCAGAAAAUAUAAAAAGAGAGUAUUCGUUUUAUUCUGAUGAAGAUUACAGAAAAGGACGUUGCCAAGUAAUGCAAAAGUUUUUGGAAAGAGAUCACAUAUAUUAUUCUGAUUAUUUCAGACCAAUGCUAGAAAAUCAAGCCCGGAAUAACAUUUCAAGAGAAAUUGAUUCACUUCAAAAUAUGACUUAA